This is a messenger RNA of Naegleria gruberi, 1129 nucleotides long. RefSeq lists its product as uncharacterized. The transcript has a single exon. Gene Ontology annotation, molecular function: protein binding. Lineage: Eukaryota; Heterolobosea; Eutetramitea; Acrasida; Naegleriidae. The record is from RefSeq and is a predicted model, not a curated record. Bases 192 to 1109 code for a protein of 305 amino acids.
GGCCUCAACAAUACAACAACAUAUCUUCCUCACCAAUAUCAUCAUUUCGUACUGAUUACCUCGACCGACACAAGAAGAAGAAUAUAUUGAUAGGCUUUAUAAUACUUUAUCAUCUGGAAAAUCAUCAUCUUACAAUUUGAAUUUGUACAAUACACACUUCUUUAAUAACAACACAUUAAACUCUAUACAAAAUGUCUAUGCACUUGAAACACGAGAUUAUCAGCAAUCACGAAGCUGAAAGAGCAACAACUAAUAUUGUUUCUUUUAGAUUAGACUUUUUACAUACUGGUACGAUAGGAGGUUUACCUGUUUCGGAUCAACCUGGUAACUUUAAUAAUCCUAUUGAUGUAAAAAUUAGCUUUGAACAUCACACAAUAUUUGUAAGCGAUAAUGGAAAUCAAAGAAUUCAAGCUUUUGAUUUGUUUUCACAAGAAUUUAAAUAUACAAUUGACACUCCCGAUAAGCCAUUGUAUAUGGCUGUUGAUCACAAGGAUGAUUCCCUCAUUGUCACUUGUGAAAAUAGUUGUGUAUAUAAGUAUAGUUUGUGUAAUGAUCACAAUUUACUUUGGUCUUUGGAAUCAAAAGAACUCUUAUCAAAACCACAAGGUAUUGCUGUUGAUGAUACAAAUGGCAACAUUUUUGUGAGUGACAGUAAGGUUGUUCUUGUAUCCCGUCAAGGUAAAUUCAUUAGACACAUAGGAGGUGAAGGUAAAGGCCCAAUGCAAUUCCACGCACCAAAUGGUAUUGGUAUUUCAAAUAGAGACAAUUUCUUAAUUGUGACCGAUAUGAAAAACAAUAGAGUUCAGAUCAUGUCAAAGAAUGGUGACGAUUUUAUUUACAUGUUCGGUAAGAAGGGUAUUUCUAAUUCUGAUUUCUUAUAUCCAACAGGAUUAACUGUUGACAAGCCAACAGGGAAUAUCAUUGUUUGUGACAGCAGUAAUAAUCGCAUUCAGGUUUUCUCACCAAGAGGUGAAUUUAUCAAAUCAUUUGGAAGUAAGGGAAAUGGACCUCUCGAACUCGUCAAUCCAACAGGACUCACCAUCAAUAUUAGAACUGGUGAAUUAUAUGUUGUGGAUAAUAAGAAUAAUAGAAUUCAAAUUUACAAAUAAAUUAUCAAAUCUCAAACUCU